AUGAGCUAUCUUGCCAGAGCCUUCAAACAAGUCAGAGCUGUUCGUUUCUACUCGCCAGUUCCAGAGGGCGCCUAUGAAAAGCAAAUCUAUACCAUCUUGGAAGAUCGUUUCAAGCCUUCUAACCUCGAAGUUAAAGAUGUCUCUGGUGGAUGUGGAUCCAUGUUUGCUAUUUUAGUUGAAAGUACUGAAUUCAAAGGCAUUCCUAUGAUCAAACAACACAGAUUAGUUAACGAAGUGUUGAAGGAUGAGAUUUCCAAAUGGCACGGUUUACAGUUGAAAACUAAGGGAGUUUGA
[Candida] anglica is the source of this 294-nucleotide messenger RNA. Lineage: Eukaryota; Fungi; Ascomycota; Pichiomycetes; Serinales; Debaryomycetaceae. The record is from the annotation of a GenBank genome assembly.